Molecule: messenger RNA, 1361 nt
Organism: Nelumbo nucifera (sacred lotus)
Lineage: Eukaryota; Viridiplantae; Streptophyta; Magnoliopsida; Proteales; Nelumbonaceae
Product: 2-oxoglutarate-dependent dioxygenase DAO-like
Source: RefSeq, a predicted model, not a curated record
GUGCGUGCGUUUCAGUGUGCAUCAGCAGAGCCAGAGAGGAAGAAGAGAGGCCGAGUCCUGUCCGACUCCGAGACACAAGUACAAUGGCAAAGGUUGCUUUUGAAGUUGAUGAUGUUAGGAUCCCUGUAAUCGAUCUUGACGACUUUCCAGCCCAGUUGGACAAGUUGAUUCGGGCUUGCGUGGAAUGGGGAUGUUUCAGGAUCCUCAACCACAAGAUUCCGGCCACCUUACUGUCUGACAUGAAGUUGGUGGUCAGAUCUCUGUUCGACCUUCCCAAGGAAAUCAAACGCCGCAACGGUGACGCCAUCGACGGCAGCGGAUACCGGGCUCCUUCCGAGGACAACCCUCUUUACGAAGCUUUUGGUUUAUACGACAUAGCCUCCAGUGAAGCCGUCGAUGCCUUCUGUACUCAAUUAGGCACCCCUCCACAGAAAAGGGAGAUAAUCAAGUGUUAUUCAAAUGCAAUAUACGAGCUAGCCAUGGACAUAGGGCGCAAGGUGGCAGAGGGAAGUGGUGUAAGGUGUGAUCCGAUCAAAGGGUGGGCAUGCCAAUUUAGGAUAAACAGAUACAACUUCACUCAGGAAACCGUGGGCUCGUCUGGGGUGUGCAUGCACACAGAUUCCGGAUUCCUUACCAUUCUACAGGAAGAUGAAUGCAUUGGAGGCCUAGAAGUAAUGGACAAAUCAGGUGCCUUUGUAGCCGUCGAUCCCUUGCCAGGUUCUCUCCUCGUCAAUCUCGGGGACAUCGCUACGGCGUGGAGCAAUGGCAGAUUCCACAAUGUGAAGCACCGGGUACAAUGCAAGGAAGCAGCGAUACGUAUCUCGAUUGCUAUGUUUGUGUUGGGACCCAAGGAUGAGGCAGUGGAGGCCCCACAGGAAUUCGUGGACCCCCAACAUCCUCGCCUAUACGCCCCUUUCACCUACCUACAUUAUCGGAAGCUCCGUUUAUCUACUGGACUGCGAGCUGGAGAAGCUCUACAACUUGUACACCAAAUUGCCAGUACAACCAGCUGAGCCCAGCCCAUGUUUGUAGUCAAGGAAGUGAGAGUCAUAGAGCAGAGAGCUAGCUAGCUGCUGCACCUGCUGCUUACUACCUGCAUACCAUAGUUAAUGACUAAUGGAUCUAGGUGGUCCGGUAACCGGUAGUGGCACCCAUUUACCAUAAAUAGUAGUUUUAAUUAAUGUUAAUUUAAAUAAGCAAUAAGCAAUAUAUAAAUUCCAAUCACUUGCCCCUUAAUUUGUAAGUGGCAACUACCAUGCAUAAUGACUUUUUUAUAUAUGCAACCAAGCAGCUAGCUAGUCAUUGUGAAUUUGUGAUUGGGUUCUCAAUAUAAUUUUCAUGCUUUCAGACUGUUGAUACAA